Messenger RNA from Poecilia latipinna (sailfin molly), 2096 nucleotides. RefSeq names its product deoxyribonuclease-1-like 2. The record is from RefSeq and is a predicted model, not a curated record. Gene Ontology annotation, molecular function: deoxyribonuclease I activity; DNA binding. Gene Ontology annotation, biological process: DNA catabolic process. NCBI's taxonomy places the organism in Eukaryota, Metazoa, Chordata, Actinopteri, Cyprinodontiformes, Poeciliidae. Gene Ontology annotation, cellular component: nucleus. The transcript has 9 exons. Bases 683 to 1615 code for a protein of 310 amino acids.
AAAAACAAACAUGUUUGAACCAAAACCCUCCAGACUGAAACUGACCUGGAAACAUUUUAUUUGAGCUGAUUUUAUUAGUUUUUGUUUUGUGAAUUUUUGUCAUUUUGGUUCUUAAAAUACCAAAAUAACUUAACUUUAUAUGUUGUCUGAUGAUGUGAUUUCUAAUAUUGAAUGAUUGAUGAUUUGCUCAGUCACUCAUUACUCGACUUUUUACUUUUUUACUCUUAGUUCAGUAAAAACAUGUUGAAGUUAUGAUACUUUAUUACUCCUCCUCACACACCUUGUUUCAGGUCUGAUGUUUGAUUUUUCUGAGCUUAAUUAAACUAAAACGAUUUUGUCUUUAGCCUGUUGUGCCUCUAAAAAACACAACAGAUGGAAAAAGUAAGUACACCCUGCUGUUUGCGCCUGAUUAAGACCAGCAGCUCUGUGUCACUGAGUAGCUGAUCGUCAUCAAGCAGAGCACAUCUAAAACAGCAGGUCAGCACAACGACCGGGUGGAAAGACUUCAGCAGUGACCCCAGAGGAGCAACUGGGGAAAGGUCAAAGGUCAGCUCUAAACUGGCCCAUCAUCCUCCAGAGAGGAAGAUUAUUCCCAAGAGGAAAACGGAUCUGAUUGAAUCCAAACUGGAGGAAACAUUGUUCCAAAAUCAGCUGUGUCGUUGCUGUUUUCUCAGAUCCAGCCAUGAGGAGGCGCUCUUCCAGCGUUGGUUGCCUCCUGCUUUCGUUCUGCAGCCUGAUGAUCGGAGGAGCAGCAGGACUGAGGAUCUGUUCCUACAACAUCCAGAGAUUCAACACGACGAAGGCAGCAGAUUACAGAGUGAUGCACACUCUGACCAAGAUCGUGUCCCGCUGUGAUAUCUGCGUCCUGCAGGAAGUUGUGGAUCCGGAGCUGAAGGCAGUCAAAGCUCUGGUGGCGUCGCUCAACAGGACAGGUAACAGGUAUGACGAACAUCGUUAUGAAUACGUGUCUAGUCAAAGUCUGGGGAAGUCGUCUGAUGACCUGCAGCAGUACGUCUUCAUCUACAGGACACACCUGGUGAAACAGUUGGGUCAGCACCAGUACGAAGGUAAAGCCUUCGUCCGGCCGCCGUUUGCCAUCCAUUUCAGCUGCAGUAAAACUGACAUCAAGGAGUUCGUUUUGGUUCCGCUCCACUCUGACCCGGACCAGGCCGUCCAGGAGAUCGAUUGGCUCUAUGACGUCUUUGAGGAAGUCAGCACAAAGUGGAACAACACGAACGUGAUGUUCCUGGGAGAUUUCCACGCCGGCUGCGCCUACGUCACCCGGAACGACAAGAAGAAAAUCCGUCUCUUCACCAACUCCAACUUCUCCUGGCUGAUCGGAGACCGAGAGGACACGACCGUCACCGACACGACCAGCUGCCCCUACGACAGGAUCGUGGUUCAUGGACAGUCCUUCCUCAAGGCCAUCAGGCCGUUCUCUGGAAAAGUUUUCAACUUUGGCAAAGAAUUCAGGCUGAGGCAGGCAAAGGUGCUGAAACUGAGCGACCACUAUCCAAUCGAGGUGAGAUUAAAAGGCUCCGCCCCCCUCCUUCAGGCCACGCCCCUGCUGGUCCUGUUCGGCGCCAUCAUCCGGUUCUUCCUUCCUGCUCUGUGAUCGUCUGAUCCAGUCUAGAUGGCCAUCCUGUUAGACUGCAUGAAACAGUUUUGAACAAGCACAUUUAGGAGAUUUUACUCAAAAUGUAAAGUUUUUAAGAGCCAGGAGCGACGUUCUGCUUUCUUACGUCAGGUUUUUGUCUUCUGCUGGUGAUUCAGAUUUUUACCAAAGAAAGAGCAAACUGCAGAUUAAAUUAUAGAUUAGCUAUAAUCUGUAAAUUUAGAUCUAAUCUGUGUUUACCUCUGAGUUGACCUGCUGACACCGAAAGGCAGGAAAUGUCUCCAAACUGGAGGAAUUAAAGUUUUUACCUUUAACUUCAGGAUAAUUGUUUUGAAUCGUUUUGUCUUUUAACAUCUUCUUUAUAUUUUUUGUUUUUUUCCUCUUUUUUUCAACACAGGUGUUUUUCUGAUUGUGUACAGAAACUGUUGUAAAUAAAAUGUCAGGAAAUUUUAGAACAGAAAUAAAAUAUGUAGAUUUUUUU